This is a messenger RNA of Arabidopsis arenosa, 4805 nucleotides long. Lineage: Eukaryota; Viridiplantae; Streptophyta; Magnoliopsida; Brassicales; Brassicaceae. The record is from the annotation of a GenBank genome assembly.
AUAUCACCAUCCAACGGCAUCCAGCUUCCGAUAGAUUAAACCAAUCACAGCCGUUGGAUCAAUUUUACAUUUCCCUCUUCUUACUCUUUCAUAAAUAAAUCCACCUUCUACACUCUCACCCGUCUCACUUCCUCUCACACUCCGAUCGACGAUUGUCCCAAUCUCGCCGGGAUUCUCUGCACCGUGAGAUAAAUAGAAGAUGAGAGAAAUCCUUCACAUUCAAGGUGGUCAAUGUGGAAACCAGAUUGGUUCCAAGUUCUGGGAAGUUGUAUGUGAUGAGCAUGGGAUUGAUCCAACUGGUCGUUACGUUGGAAACUCUGAUCUGCAGUUGGAGCGUGUCAAUGUUUACUAUAACGAGGCAUCAUGCGGGAGAUAUGUUCCCCGUGCCAUUCUUAUGGAUCUUGAGCCUGGUACUAUGGACAGUGUCAGAACUGGACCUUAUGGUCAAAUCUUCAGACCUGACAACUUUGUUUUCGGGCAAUCUGGUGCUGGAAACAACUGGGCUAAAGGGCAUUAUACUGAAGGAGCUGAGCUUAUUGAUGCUGUACUCGAUGUUGUACGCAAGGAGGCUGAGAAUUGUGACUGUCUUCAGGGUUUCCAAGUAUGCCACUCGCUUGGUGGAGGCACUGGGUCUGGAAUGGGAACUCUGCUCAUAUCCAAGAUCAGGGAAGAGUAUCCUGAUCGAAUGAUGCUGACAUUUUCUGUCUUCCCAUCACCAAAGGUCUCGGACACUGUGGUUGAGCCAUACAAUGCGACACUUUCAGUUCAUCAGCUGGUGGAGAAUGCUGAUGAGUGUAUGGUUUUGGACAAUGAAGCCCUUUACGACAUCUGUUUUAGAACACUUAAGCUUACCACUCCUAGCUUUGGUGAUCUGAAUCAUCUGAUCUCUGCAACCAUGAGUGGAGUUACAUGCUGUCUUAGGUUCCCGGGUCAGCUCAACUCUGAUCUGAGGAAGCUCGCAGUGAACCUUAUCCCUUUCCCUCGUCUCCACUUUUUCAUGGUUGGUUUUGCCCCGCUCACUUCACGUGGGUCUCAGCAGUACCGUGCACUCACCGUCCCUGAGCUCACCCAACAGAUGUGGGAUUCAAAGAACAUGAUGUGUGCAGCAGACCCACGCCACGGGCGGUACCUAACAGCCUCGGCCAUGUUCCGUGGCAAGAUGAGCACAAAAGAAGUGGAUGAGCAGAUGAUCAACGUACAGAACAAAAACUCUUCCUACUUUGUGGAAUGGAUUCCAAACAACGUGAAGUCAAGCGUGUGUGACAUAGCGCCUCGAGGUCUCUCAAUGGCAUCGACAUUUAUUGGGAAUUCCACAUCGAUCCAAGAGAUGUUUAGACGGGUGAGCGAACAGUUCACAGCUAUGUUCAGGAGGAAAGCUUUCUUGCAUUGGUACACAGGUGAAGGAAUGGACGAGAUGGAGUUCACUGAAGCUGAGAGCAACAUGAACGAUCUCGUCUCAGAGUACCAGCAAUACCAAGACGCAACUGCAGAUGACGAAGGUGAGUAUGAAGAAGACGAGGAUGAAGAAGAGAUAUUGGAUCAUGAAUCCUGUCCUCAGCCAUUACUACACAAAAUGCACCCGUUAUCGGUUCUCCAGUUGGAUAGCCUGAGACACCAGGCGAUGAACAUUGUCUCGGCGAAGAGCCACCUCGAUGUUGACUCCCACAUGUGGAGCAUGAGGAGGAGUAAAGCUAACUUCUUCGUGGUCUCCUCAUUGCUGUUGGAAAAUGCGAAAGAGUGUACAGACAUUCCUACGAAGCUCUCAUCGCAUACUUUGCGUUUCGAGCUUCUGCAAUCACAGAACGAAACUUUGAAUACAGAGUUGUCCUCUCAUUACCAUUUAACUCCAACUGAUGACGCCGCUUGGUCUACUUUGUUGCCAAGGAAGAUGUUGAAAGAAGAGACGGAUGAUUUUGCUUGGACUAUGUUGUAUAGGAAAUUCAAGGACUCUAAUUCCCCUGGUAACUUUCUCAAGGAUGUCUCUUUGCACGACGUUAGGCUGGACCCGAGCUCCAUUCAUUGGAGGGCUCAGCAGACAAACCUUGAGUAUCUAUUGAUGUUGGAUGUUGAUGGUUUGGCCUAUAGCUUCCGUAAAGUAGCUGGUCUUGCUGCUCCUGGAGUUCCCUAUGGAGGAUGGGAGAAACCAGAUAGUGAACUCCGUGGCCAUUUUGUCGGUCACUAUUUGAGUGCAACAGCUCAUAUGUGGGCAAGUACUCAUAAUGAUACUCUCAAGGCAAAAAUGUCAGCUCUUGUCUCAGCUUUAGCGGAAUGCCAGCAAAAAUCUGGCACUGGAUAUCUCUCUGCUUUUCCUUCCAGUUUUUUCGACCGGUUUGAAGCUAUAACACGUGUUUGGGCUCCUUACUACACCAUUCACAAGAUUUUGGCUGGCCUGGUGGAUCAAUACAAGUUGGCUGGGAAUAUUCAAGCUUUAAAGAUGGCAACAGGGAUGGCUGAUUACUUUUAUGGCCGUGUUCGUAAUGUGAUAAGGCUGUACAGUGUUGAACGACAUUAUCUAUCACUAAACGAAGAGACUGGUGGCAUGAAUGAUGUUCUUUAUCAGAUAUACAGCAUCACUAGAGAUUCCAAGUAUUUGUUUCUCGCACAUCUCUUUGACAAGCCUUGCUUUCUUGGGGUCCUCGCAGUUCAGGCCGAUGAUAUUAGUGGAUUCCACGCUAAUACACAUAUUCCUAUCGUCGUUGGAUCCCAACAACGAUAUGAAAUCACUGGUGAUCUACUCCAUAAGGAAAUUUCAAUGUUCUUUAUGGACAUAGUUAAUGCUUCUCACAGCUAUGCAACUGGAGGAACAUCAGUCAAAGAGUUCUGGCAAGAUCCAAAGAGAAUGGCGACUACACUGCAAACUGAAAACGAGGAAUCAUGUACUACUUAUAACAUGCUCAAGGUCUCUAGGAAUCUGUUCAGAUGGACAAAAGAGGUUAGCUAUGCAGAUUAUUACGAGCGCGCUUUGACCAACGGUGUGCUCGGAAUUCAAAGAGGAACCCAACCUGGACGGAUGAUCUACAUGCUCCCAUUAGGUCAAGGUGUUUCUAAGGCUGUGACUUAUCACGGUUGGGGAACACCUUAUGAUUCCUUCUGGUGUUGCUAUGGCACUGGAAUUGAAUCCUUCUCAAAACUGGGAGAUUCCAUUUAUUUUCAAGAAGAUGGUGCAUCUCCAGCUCUUUAUGUCACCCAAUAUAUAUCAAGCUCACUUGAUUGGAAAUCUGCUGGUCUUUUGCUAUCUCAGAAAGUUAAUCCUGUUGUGUCGUGGGAUCCGUACAUGCGUGUGACAUUCACUCUUUCUUCUUCCAAAGUGGGAGUGGCGAAGAAGUCGACUUUGAAUCUCAGAAUUCCUGUUUGGACUAACUCUAUAGGUGCCAAAGUAUCUUUGAAUGGGAAACCCUUAAAAGUACCAACUUCAGGUAAUUUCCUAUCAAUCAAACAGAACUGGAAAUCUGGCGAUCAAGUAACGAUGGAGCUACCAAUGAGUAUCAGAACUGAAGCUAUAAAAGAUGAUCGUCCGGAGUACGCAUCUCUUCAAGCCAUACUCUAUGGCCCCUACUUGUUAGUCGGACACACGAGCAGGGACUGGAGCAUAACAACUCAGGCUAAAGCUGGAAACUGGAUAACCCCUAUACCUGAAACUUAUAACAGUCACCUUGUCACACUCUCACAACAAUAUGGAAACAUAUCUUACGUGUUGUCAAAUACCAACCAAACCAUCACAAUGAGGGUAUCACCCGAGCCAGGGACACAAGAUGCCGUUGCGGCGACUUUCAGGCUCGUGACUGAUAAUUCUAAACCAAGGAUUUCGGGUCCAGAGGCACUAAUUGGAAGCCUGGUCAUGCUUGAGCCGUUUGAUUUCCCUGGCAUGAUUGUAAAACAAGCAACUGAUAGCUCCCUCACGGUUCAAGCUUCUUCUCCUAGUGAUAAAGGUGCUUCUAGCUUUCGGUUAGUAUCUGGAGUUGAUGGGAAGCCAGGAAGCGUGUCGUUAACACUAGAGAGCAAAAAGGGUUGUUUUGUGUACAACGAUCAAACACUAAAGCAGGGGACGAAACUAAGGCUUGAAUGUGGUUCGGCUGCGACUGAUGAGAAGUUUAAACAGGCAGCAAGCUUUAAGUUAAACGCAGGAAUAAAUCAAUACAAUCCAAUGAGUUUUGUGAUGAGCGGAACACAGAGGAACUUUGUGUUAUCGCCAUUGUUUAGCAUAAGAGAUGAAACAUAUAAUGUAGAGAAUCGGAGGAGAAAGGAAGCCAUGGACGACCAAGAGUUUCGUAGUCUCCUCGAUCUCUUCCCCGUCGUACGCUCUCGCGACCACCGUGCUGAUUUAGAUUCUUCAAAGCAAUCAACUUCACAGUCAGUUGUCGACCGAGAGGUAAGUGAAUGGCACGAUGCACCGACUGUCGCUGAGCCGAAAGACUUGCAAUAUCGAAAUACUGAUCAAGAUAAAUUUUGGGAAAAGCUGAAAGCGGCUGCUGAGAAGAAGGUUGGUGAGGUUGAAGCAGAGAGGUUCUGCAAGGCUUUCGAGAAACUCCACAAGAAACUUGUGUAUGAAGAAUUGGAUCCAGAAGCUGCAAAGCGAUAUUUAUUAAACUCUUAAAUUUGUGUCUUCUAUACAAUGUGCUUCCAAAAGUUUGUUCAUGUGGAGACACUUCAAGUCUUCUUUAUCGUAAUUAUGAAUUUAUGAGUGGGCAAAAAUUAUCUUCUCGUGUUCGUCUAGUUAUGAUUUCAAGUCUAAAGUCUUUCUCAAAUUCUCCAUAUUUAAUCGAAAUUGUAACUGAUUUUGUUAUCUAUAAAUGUUAAUUUCUUUU